GCCUUUGUUUGGUGUGAGCAACUCUAGUCCCUAGAAAUCCAACAACCCUUCGAAUUUUUAAACACUUUGUUCCUUCACCUGCGUCCACUACUUGCAUGUCCGACAAAACGCAGCAUCCCAAUGGAUGAACUCGGGAUAUUUGCUCAAUUUCCCUCCCGAAUUUUGUUAUGAACAUUCCGACAUGUCUUGUGGGUAGUUUUUGUUUGUUAACUCUUGCAGAAUGCAUGACAAAUAUGACUUUAAAGCGCACCGUCGAAGACGAUUAUUACAUGAAUUAUGACUACGAAAUUUCGAACGACUCGUUCAAUUCCGAGCUGAAAGUUGAUUCCUUUCUGUUGCCAAAUCCCGAAAAUAUUGACUCAAAAUAUGCAGUUGACGUGCUCCCCAAUGUUGAACUCCCCGAUGAUUCGCUCUCAGACACCGACUUGAAAGACCACGAUUUCAUCGAUAAUUUAAUGUACGUUUAUUACGGCUCUCAUAAUAAGAACGGACACAGUUAUGGGCCUGAGGUGAUAAUUGUUGGCUCAGUGCUCAGCUGCGCUGCUCAGCUACUGACGAUUUUUUUCGUUCUACUCAAGAAGAAUUUGAAUGGGAAAAAGGAGAUGAAAAAUUUGUUCUUGCACAUGAUGGGCUCGUUCUGUUUCUCCAAUUUGCUCUUCAUGUUAGGUGUCUAUGCGAUAAAAAAUUCGGUUAAGUGUUUGAUGGUAGCCUUCCUCUUGCACUACUUGCAUUUACUUACAGCGUUUUGGAUGUUCUUGUAUUGUUAUUAUAUCUACAAGCGAUUCUCUAGUAGUGGUGUCCCGAAAAAUAAAUAUUUUUUCUCGGUGGGUUAUGGGGUUCCACUCGUUUUUAGUCUUCUUUCAUAUGUGGUGUCGCCGUACAGUUUCGAAACGAAGCGAUUUUGCUUCAUGUCAGUACAAAAAGGAAUGAUAAUAAACUAUAUGCUUCCAAUAUCUCUACUAAUCGUUAUAACAACGAUCUACUCGCUCAAUGGUAUAAGAAAAAUAAAUAUAGAAUUGUCCAAAUUAGAGUUUAGUAGUUCAGUCGAGUCAUUAAACGCUUUAAAGAACGAACUGGACGUUGUAAUGAACGACAAGAAACAGGAAUGUGCAGACGAAGAAGUCGUCAGUUUAAGGGAAUCGAAGACUUGCUUGAAACUGAUGUGUGUGGUGCAAACUGGAUACGAUAUAGUGUGGUUCAUUGUAGUUCUGGCUCUUGAGAGCAACAGUGAAAAUAACAGUAUGUCGAUUGUAUAUUCGGUUACUUCGUGUUUACUGAACUGGUACAUCUUCAUUAAAGCUAAAUCUUUUCUUCCAAAUAUUAUGCACGUUUCUCGUUCAAUUGACAAUGUUCUUCUACACCAGGAGCAGCAAGCGACAAAUGCACAUAAGGAGAAUUCGUCGUUGUCGAGGAGAGGGUCUUCCGACAGUGUUCCUCUUUUGGUAAAUUCGGAAAAUUGUACCGAAAUGAGAGAACUGCGCCUUGAAUACAUUAGUACUAUAAGCAACUAAAGCGCUGCAAUAUUAUUCGAACGUAGACAUUGUAUACUCACUAGUCAGAAUAAUGUUUAUUUUUUCUUUUCAGAGUAAAUUGUUGAAAAGUUACUCUUUGGACCAGUUUGUCGUUUUUGUGGUCUGAGGGAUGGUUCUUUAUUCUAACGUAAUUUUAAGACAUCGGCCUAUAUCAGUAUUAGAAGUUCUUACUUCUUACCUCUAUUUCUACUGUAAACAAUGUUCUAAAAAAGCACAAGUUGUCCGUGUAAGCAACCAAAAAUAAAUGUUGUUUAUCUAAA
Molecule: messenger RNA, 1792 nt
Organism: Tribolium castaneum (red flour beetle)
Lineage: Eukaryota; Metazoa; Arthropoda; Insecta; Coleoptera; Tenebrionidae
Product: adhesion G protein-coupled receptor E2
Exons: 5
Coding region: 168-1511 (447 amino acids)
Biological process (GO): cell surface receptor signaling pathway; G protein-coupled receptor signaling pathway
Cellular component (GO): membrane
Molecular function (GO): G protein-coupled receptor activity
Source: RefSeq, a predicted model, not a curated record